AUGGAUACUAUCAACAGGCGUUAUCGAAAACUGAAAGGCAGACCUUCUAAGAGGAAACGUAUGUGUUCCGCUAAUAUUAGCAAGAGAUGGAAUAAAAAUGUUGCAGAGAAUUCUGAAAAUGUAGUAUCUGUGGAAAAUUCUGUUGCUAUUGAAGAAGUAUGUAUAGAUAAAAAUAAGAAAUCAUUUAGUGCUAGUGCUAAAAAAUUAGGAUUAUUUCCAUCAACUUCUUCGUCCACUAGCAAUGUUACAGAAAAAAAUUCCUAUAUAAUGAUGAACAAUGACAUGUGGUCUUCUCUUUUAUCAAAUAUAAAAUGCAGUGAAUGUGACAUGUGCUCAUUGGAUGUUGAAUCUAAUGGUGAAUAUGGCUUUUCAACAAAAAUAGAACUGAAAUGUAAAAACUGCAAUAAAAUAUUUAGCUCUAUUUUUUCAAGUCCUCGAGAAAAAGACAGUAAAUGCUUCGAAGCUAAUAAAAAGCUUGUCGAAGCUUUUCUAAAAAUUGGGAAAGGGCAUGCGGCUUUGGAAAUUUUCUCCAUGGCUAUUGGUAUUCAUGCAAUGGACAAAAAGACAUUUUCAAAAUGUUUGCACCAGUUGUAUGAUGAAAAACAGACCCACAAAGAUGACAUUUUAGAAGUAUCUAGGAAGAUUGUUCGAAAAAAGCAUCAGGAGUUAUCGUCUGCAGUUGAAGAAAAUUUAGAUGAUGCGAUUGACAUUACAGUCUCAUAUGAUGGGACAUGGCAAAAGCGGGGACAUUCAUCACUGUAUGGAAUUGGUAUCAUUGUAGAUAUUUUAACGGGACUUAUUAUUGAUUUCGAAAUAAUUUCGAAGUAUUGUCCAGAAUGCACAACUGCUAAAAGAGACCUUGGAGAAAAAAGUCCUGAAUUUUCCAUAUGGUACAAAACACACAAAUCUGAUUGCAGUAAAAACUAUAUGGGAUCUUUAAAUUCUAUGGAGACCAAAGCUGCUGAAAUUUUGUGGAAAAGGUCUAUAAAAAAUUGUGGUAUGCGAUAUGUGAGUGUCGUGUCAGAUGGUGAUGCCAAGACAUACCAACAUGUAUCAGAAUUAAAUGUGUAUGGUGAAGAUGUAGAAAUUACCAAAGAAGAAUGCGUAAACCAUGUGGCAAAGAGACUUGGUACGGGGCUUCGUAAAAAGGUUAAAGAAUGUCAAAGUAAAGGAAUUACACUUGGUGGCCGUAAAGUGGGAAGUUUGAAAGAGAGCACCAUAUUAAAGCUAACAAACUAUUAUAGAAAAGCUAUAAAAGAGAAUGUCCCUGAUGUCCAAAAAAUGAAAUCAGCAAUAUUUGCAUCUUUAUUCCACUGCUCAUCGACAGAUAAAACACCUAAGCAUAGUAAAUGCCCUACUGGUUCUACUUCAUGGUGUUUUUAUCAGAGGGCUCUAGCUAACAAUGAAGAGCCAAAAUCACAUUCCACAAUGAAAACAAAAUUAUCGGAACUGGUGCUGGAAAAAAUUCUACCGAUCUAUCAAAGGCUUGCUAAUAAUGAAUUGUUAGCGAGAUGUGCUUCUGGAAAAACCCAAAAUGCAAAUGAAAGCAUCCACAGCAUUAUUUGGAAAAACUGCCCCAAAGAAAUUUUUGUUUCUAAAAAGAGAUUGGAAAUGGCAGUAAUUACUUCUGUAGGGGAAUAUAAUUUUGGCUGUUUCAACAAUAUUACUUUAGAACAGAGUGGAUUUAAUGCAGCAUCUUUAGAUAUAGCCCAAAGACGUGACAAACGGCGUAUAGCUCAAAGUGAGAAUAGAAGUUCUGAUAUCUGGAAAAAGAAAAGAAUUGAAAAAAAGAUUGCUAAAUCAGUUAAAACCACAAAAAAUAUUAAAAAAGAAGGGAAAACAUAUGGUUCUGGCAAAUUUUAA
Argiope bruennichi is the source of this 1863-nucleotide messenger RNA. RefSeq lists its product as uncharacterized. The coding region runs from base 1 to 1863 and encodes 620 amino acids. Lineage: Eukaryota; Metazoa; Arthropoda; Arachnida; Araneae; Araneidae. The record is from RefSeq and is a predicted model, not a curated record. The transcript has a single exon.